This is a messenger RNA of Fusarium falciforme, 1095 nucleotides long. RefSeq lists its product as hypothetical. The record is from RefSeq and is a predicted model, not a curated record. The coding region runs from base 1 to 1095 and encodes 364 amino acids. The transcript is spliced from 2 exons. Lineage: Eukaryota; Fungi; Ascomycota; Sordariomycetes; Hypocreales; Nectriaceae.
AUGUCCACUGCAUCAGUCGAAUCCAUGGCCGCUGCCCCGGCGGGCUCCGCCUCCGGCUCAGGGCUCCUGGGCGAUUCUUGUUUCGAUGCAAAGAAGCAUAUCGCCUACAGCCCACCUUCCAAGGUCCUGACCAUGGAGGAUCUCCAUCUCAAGAGUACACCAAUCUCCUCGGUCGCAUCAACAGAGCCCUUCCCUCUCCUCUCAAGAGACGCCGUCCUGCAACACCGCCGAGAGUUAUUUUCAACCGAGGUGCUAGGUAACUGUCUCUAUCAUACCCGCCCAGGGUCGGUUCAGCUCCGGGGCAUGGCGCCUCGGUACGCCCCCUUCAUCCACAAGUUCUGGAACUCCCCCGAGGUCCUUAAGAUCCUCAGCGAUAUUGCCGGAGUGGAGUUGGUGCCUGUCUAUGACUAUGAGAUCAGCCACACCAAUGUUCAACUCGGACCAAAUGGAGUCCCUGGCAUCUACUCGACCCCCGUCGAGCCCCCUGAGGCCAGCGAGGAAGCUAUUGCCGAGUUCGAGAAUGCCCGCUCCCGCCCAAAGGUCGUGACAGACCAGACAAAGCCAAUUAUCGAGUGGCACGAAGACGCGUACCCUUUCGUUUGCGUGGUGAUGCUGAGUGAUGCGAGGCACAUGGUUGGUGGGGAAACCGAGCUCAUGGGAGGUGAUGGAACGACCCUCAAGGUCAAGUCGCCGCAGAUGGGCUGCGCAGUCUUGCUUCAAGGACGCCAUAUUACACACACGGCAGCACCAGCUGGAAACAUGCCAGAGCGCAUCACCAUUGUGACUUCUUUCAGACCCAAGAACCCAGUACUUCUCGAUGAAUCGACCAAUGGGGAUAUCCGCAACAAGUCCCUGCUGCCAGAGCUUUACUACCAGUGGACAACCUACCGAUUGCAUGUCCUCUCUGAGCGUGCCCGUAUCGCCGCAGAGUUGUUGAAGGAAAAGUACGAAAAGACGAUUGGCAACGAAAAGCCAGGGCACUGUAGCUCAGAGGUUGUGAACCUUCAAAAGGUCACGGAAUGGGCCAAUGAGCAGAUGGCCUACAUUGAGCACACUCUGUAUGCCAUGCGACCCCUGGACGAGAAUGGUCGAUGA